Messenger RNA from Cynoglossus semilaevis (tongue sole), 3048 nucleotides. RefSeq names its product zinc finger and BTB domain-containing protein 14-like. The transcript has 2 exons. Gene Ontology annotation, molecular function: DNA-binding transcription factor activity, RNA polymerase II-specific; protein binding; RNA polymerase II cis-regulatory region sequence-specific DNA binding. Gene Ontology annotation, biological process: regulation of transcription by RNA polymerase II. Lineage: Eukaryota; Metazoa; Chordata; Actinopteri; Pleuronectiformes; Cynoglossidae. The coding region runs from base 385 to 1557 and encodes 390 amino acids. The record is from RefSeq and is a predicted model, not a curated record.
UGUUUAGUUUUCUCUCUUUGUCAUUGCUAGCGGCAUAGAAAACGCAGCGUUCCGCCGCAGUCGGUCAGCCUCCCGCGCCCGCCCCUGUUUCGCGGCCGCCGUGUUGGAAAAGUACCGUGAAGGCACAGAAACAUGCCAAUGGAGGCUGGCUGACCAAAAUGGCUGGGCGCAUUGAAAUGUGAAAUUUUCCUGCUAAGGUUUAUCCUCUCUGCACGCAAUCCCUGUGUCACGCAAACGCGGCGUCGGGAAUAUUUAGCUUGAGUUGGGAAAAGUGCGUGUGUUGUCUCCUGCCGCUGUUUGUGUAUUUUAGUCGACAUUGCUGCGGGGUUCGCCGCUCUCAGGCCUGUGGUGUUUUUCUAAGGUUCCUGCCUUCUGACCUGCACCAUGUCUGACUUACUGAGAUAUAUCGACUACGACCACAAAGCAACUUUCCUGAAGAUGCUCAACCAGCAGAGGAUGGAAGGUGAGCACUGUGAUGUGGUGGUGGUGGUGGAGAACAUAGAAUUCAGAGCCCAUCGCUGUGUGUUGGCAGCCUGCAGCAACUACUUCAAAAAGCUUUUUAAGAAACAGAACGACGAAGACAACUCCAUCGUGGAGUUGGACUUCAUCCGCUCCGACAUAUUCGAGGAGGUGCUGAACUACAUGUACACGGCCCGACUGUCUGUGAGAAAGAAGGACAUCAAUAUGAUGAUGUCGUCGGGCCAGAUCCUGGGGAUCAACUUCCUGGAUAACCUGUGCACCCAGAAACGUGAGUUGACCAACAUGAAGACCAGGGAGAACCAGGCUCCAGGUGACCACAGUAUGAGAGCUCAGGAUGCCAUUUUGAAGGAACUGGCCAUGGAGGAGGUGAGGAAGAACAGCUUCUACGACCAGGGAAUGGACAGCAUGGGACCUGGCGCCUCACAUGUGGCGCCGCCGCACACCUAUAACACCAACAUGAAUAAGGACCCACACACCCACGGUUGGGGUUCCUCUUCCUCCGGCGACAUGAAGUUGGAGUACCUGCUGUACGGUCACCGCGACCACGGUUCUUGCCAGGGCACAGGUCCAAAGCCCCUGGACCACAACGCUAAAAAGGAGCGUCUCCUCACUGCCAACCGACCCUAUGCCUGUGAGCACUGCCCCAAGGCCUUCACCACCUCUGCCCACCUGAAGGAGCACCUGAAGAUCCACUCUGGUUUCAAGCCUCACCGCUGCGUUGUGUGCGGGAAGGCCUUCAUCAGGGGUCCGGACUUAAAGAGGCACGAGCGGGUCCACAGCAACGAGCGGCCCUUUGCGUGCCAAAUCUGCGAAAAAGCCUUCAAGCACAAGUCCCACUUGAAAGACCACGAACGGCAGCACCGAGGCGAGCGGCCGUUCAACUGCGGCUCCUGCGACAAAGCCUUCAUCAAAGCGUCGGAUCUGAAGCGCCACUGGAACACCAUGCACAGCGGGAACCCCCGCAGACAGAUGUCCCUGUCUCCCGCCGCCUCCCACCACAGUCAGGUAGAGGCCGCUGAGCAGAGAGACUGGAAAAUGGAGACCGGGCCACAUUCACAUAACUCUGGAGACUGUUGAGCCUAGAAGUCUGACAUGAACGCCCACACAUAAACACACACUGAUAUACUGACACACACACACACACACACACACUGAAACCAUGAACACAACCAAAACCCUGUGACAGGCUGCUGAUCAGCCUGACAUCACACAGACACUGAUCAGUGAGUAACAAAAGAUUAUAGCAUGUUCAUAAGACUGUGGGGGCUGUUCAAUUAUUGUUAUAUUAUUAUUAUUAUUAUUAUGCUAAAAAAAAAUGUCCAAACCAUGUUUUCUCUCCACCUGUCAAACAUGUUCACUCAACAAUAUGCAUAUAUUUUUCAUAAAGCGUCAUUUCUAUCUAGACGGAGGGUUCUCUUAACAUAAUUCUCUCUUUACUUUAAUGGGAAGUGUAACAUUUAAAUGUUUGUUUAACCUUGAAUGGAUUUUUACAGAGAUAUAACAGAGAGAAAGGAGAGAAGGGUUAAAAAAAAUUAUAACGGCUUUUCCUUCUCUUCUUUUUUUUUUUUUUCUUCUGCAUAACAUUUGUUGCUUUGAGUAUAUUCAUGUGGAUGUUUUUAAAUGGCUGUGUUUAGUUGUAUUGAUUGAUAUUACAGUGUAAGAGUAAAAAGUCAUCAGUUUUGCAUCGGAGUGCAGAUGAUACCAAAGUCUUGGGCCUUUGUGGGAUUGUCUGUAGAGGCUGUCCUGCCCAAGCAGUCGGUCAGUUAGAUUUACUGUUAUACAGUAUAACUGUCAUCCAGCUAUCAACAGUUAAUGAUAGAUGUCUGUAUAUACUGUAGCUUAGUUAGUUGCACAGUUUGAGUACACAAUAAUGACUUAUGCACAUAUAACAUUGUCCUACACGUUGACAAUAAACACCCGUUGCUGUGUUUUAUUCUUUUAUUCCUUUAAUUUUUUUUUUUUGCAGACUUUGGAAAAAAAGUGAAAAAAGUCUUUAGUAGUUUUAAAACACUUGGCCAGGUCAGGGGUCUCAAACGGGGCCACUGCUGUAAUACAGUGUUUGAUGUUCAGUUUAAUUUCAUUUUUUUUUAUUAGUAUGUUUUGUUUAAAAUAAAUACUGCUUAGUACAGCAGUGCAAUCUGUGAGAAUACGUUAUUUCUCAUUGGAAGUAAGUUUGAGACCCCUCUCUUACAGAAAUAAAAAAUAAAUGAAUGUUAAACACAUAUGGGUAAUUUGACGAAAUGUUAUUAGUGUUUCAGAUUUAUUCAAACCUGGGUAGAAGUUCAGCAACAGUACUUACAAUUUAAAGUACUAAAAAAAAAAAGCACACAGUUUUGUAUGUAAAAUAUAAGGUAUUUGUAUUUUGUUUUCAAAAUGCUUUAGUUAAUUAUUUGGAAAAUGUUCACAUUUGUGAGUAUUUGUGUUUCAUUGAUUUAUUUUAUUUUGAAAGUUUAAAUCAUUAUUUACCAGGUUAUCUGGAUCAAUGUAAUUACCGUUACCUUAAUAAUUAUUAUAACUUCUAUAAUAAUAAUAAUAGUUCUCAUUAUAAUAAAUGCAUUACGUUUAUAC